UCUGUAAAGAAAUAAAAGCAUCAAAGAAGAAGAAGAAGAGACAACAAUGGCGGCGACCAGACAACAAAAUGCAAAGAGUGGGUUUACCCCAGAUGUUGAUCUGUUAUUGCAUCCAGAGCUUCUGUCUCAUGACUUUUUGAUUCAAAUUUUAACUGAGAGAAGUGUCAGUACCAGAGGCUGUGGGAGUAGGGACCAGCUGACUGAGCUGUACCUCCGACAUGUCAUCCCGCUGCCGCAGCGGACUUUACCCAACAACCGCUGGGGUCGGAGGGUGGAGAAGUGCGGAGGGAGGCAGACACCGGCUGGACUCAGCUCCAGUAAUGACCAGCAUAGGAAAAGGCCUUUGAUUGUGUUUGAUGGGAGUUCUUCUCACUCUGGAUCACUAAAAGUAAAGAAACCAGAUGGAACAACAGCGUCACCUGCCACCGACAGGUUAAAACCUCCUCCAGCUGCAAACCUGUCCAACUCCAUCCGUAAGCUCACCUCAACCUCUUCUUCCUCAUCUACGCACCGUGGUACGGACACCUCCAACCUCAAGCGGGAAGCAAACACCGUGAGUUCACUAAAAUCUCCAGAAACGAAGAAAAAGAUCCAGCACGUCACGUGGCCCUGACCUCUGAACCAGAUAACCGCUCCAGUUCUUGUUCCUGAUGUGUCAUCACCACUUUACUAUUCACCAAUCUCAGUUUUUUAACUUAUUUUCAGAAACCCUUUCAUCUCAUUGUUCUUGUUCAUUAAAGAGAGCUUGCAGUGGUGCUCAGGAGAUCCACCAGCUCGUUUAAGUCAAGAACUCCCUUGUUGCUUCCCUAAACCUCAAGUGCUCUUGUUGUUUAUAUUGUCAGCACUUCUGAGUGAACUAAAUAUCGAAGAUGACUAUGUUUCCAAAUUUUACCUCUUGGUUUUAUUUAUUUGAUGAGUCUGUUUUGAUCUUAGUUAUUUUGAAGGGACCACUGUGGAAUGCCCACAAGGCCUCGUGGAGGUGUUAUAAUACACAUUGUUUUGAUCAUAACUUGGUUAAAUUUGUGUAAAUGCUUCCACUCUGAAACCAGUGGAUAUUUGUUGUUGUUGUCCAGUCCACAAAUGAUCAGGAUUUUAUUCAGUGUUGUUAAUUGAACUUAUCAGAGUGCUGAGGCAUGUCCAUAAGGGCCGUAGCAACUGCACUGCAAACAGAUAAAAAAUGGCUGCCUAAAGAAGCUGUGCAACAGGCUAAGUUGGCACCCCAGCAGGUUGAGUUUGUCUGUCUUGUCCAAUAUGGAUGAGAAUAGCUGAUUUGUCUGGACAGACCCUUGUAGAUUUAGCAACUCCACCAGAACAAUGAAAGCUAGUGGUUAGCAGUCUGGCACCGGGAAGAAGCUGUAAGAUGUGCAAAGGGGAAGUCCUCUUUCUGCUGAGGUCAGUGGAUGAAAUUAUAGAAGGAGAAAAAAAGAUCAUCUGGGAAACAAAUGCCAGUAAGGUGAGCUGUUUUUGGGUAGAGGCUACGUUACACGGAGCUUAAAGUGAGGGUCAAGGCCUGGGUGGAGACGUAUUUCAUCCACACUUCCUGUUAGAAAAACGCUUCUGAAGGAGGCGUCUCCUGGCGGACCGAGAGAUCGGCACUGAGGUAGUGAUAGACACAAACCCCCCCCCCCCCGUUUGCUGUCGGAGUUUCUCAAUCUAAGCAGGGCUGAUAGGCACUCACUCACACAAGACUUACCCCUCAGGAGAAAAGCAGACACAGAUUCUGCAGCAUUCUGGUGGAUUUCCUGUUAAACGCGAUCAUUAGAUGAAAAGGGGAGGAGGUCAUUAUUUUCAAGGAGGUGAGCGGCUCAGAGAGCCAGCGUGUCAUAUCGGCAGGUGAGUGGCUGAGCCAGGUGGAGGUGCGGCUGCCUCACCUGGAGACCAGUGCGGUGCAGCCACGUAGUUAUUUGCUGACAACGUCACGUUUUUCAGCUUGGCCAUCAGCCGCAGCUGGUUCUACAUAAAUGUGGAGCAGAGUUUUUAACCUGAAGAUGGAGGUAUAAUUACGGUUUUGGGCUGAAAUAUUAAAUUUAGGGUAAGUUGCACUUAACUGCCACACUAAUGAUUACACAUGUGUACGGCACCAUUAGACACUCAUCGAUACAGGUUAUCAGCAAAAAACAGUUAAUUUAGGCGUUACUUGCUCUUUAAGGUGGAGGCAGAACAGCAAGACUAGAAAACAAGUGGAUCAGUGGAGCUUGAUUGUCAUGGUUUUAUUGCGUCAUCCAUCACUGCAUCCAAGCCCUCUUAUCACAGAGACAUAAGGAACUGCAGAUUGCUGCAGUCAGUGGAUAUGGACGAGAGCUGGGCUUCAGGAAGAUAGGCCUAUUUUGAGCAAAAUGCUGACACACUUGGUGAUGCUGAAGUACACAACUGAUGUGUGUCUGACUUGGGGUAAUCCUUAAUUGUGUAAAAGGCCCCUAAAAAACUGAAUAAAUGCCGGCUUCUGUGCUUUAACUUUCACGAAACAUUCAAGUUUUUUUCAUUCUAACUUUGAUGUGAUGAACAUGUAACAAAUAACACGUAGUUCAAUAUUUACAGACGGAUCACAGCCCUCUGUUAAAUACGCAGGAUGUGGGAAAACUAUUUUUAAGUAGUGAAUACAGAUGAAGACAAAAUGGACUAAUUCAGUGUAAAUUAUAUUAAAAACAGUCACAUGAAUGUGUGUUUUGAACCUGUAGUUUGUACCUGCAGUUAUUUUUUAAAUAAAUUCCCAGUGAAGUGAA
Nothobranchius furzeri (turquoise killifish) is the source of this 2723-nucleotide messenger RNA. RefSeq names its product chromosome 14 C2orf49 homolog (gene tslig2). Gene Ontology annotation, biological process: embryonic morphogenesis. Gene Ontology annotation, cellular component: tRNA-splicing ligase complex. The record is from RefSeq and is a predicted model, not a curated record. NCBI's taxonomy places the organism in Eukaryota, Metazoa, Chordata, Actinopteri, Cyprinodontiformes, Nothobranchiidae.